AUGCAUAUCAAAACCCCGCAAUCCGCCCUCCUAACCAACCAUGAGGUCCUCCUGCACCUCCUCGCCGAAGAAGCAGAAUAUACGGGUACCGAUGAUACAAACCGCAAGCGCAAGAAGCCCUCUGGCCUAAACCACAUGCUCCGUGAUGGCCUCGCCUACCUGCAAACACCCGACUACACCACCACCGCCCUCGCAGAUGCGCAUCCCAACAGGCCCAUGACCCUGUACAAGGGACCCAACAGCCUGUUCCGUGCCCUGGCUCCCAAGUACCGAUUGAAUAAGGCGGAGUACCUCCAGAUUUAUAAUCUGAGACCGACUACGCAGGUUAUGCUUGAGUUGGUUGUUGAAGAGGCGGGUACCCGAUUCACAGAAGAUGAACUACACGAUAUGCUGGCCAUCAUCCAGCAAGUGUUUGACGAGGAGGAAGCGCAGAUUCCAGAGGGAGUCGAGGAUGUGGACAUGCCCAAGAUAGCGAAUAAAUUGCUUGGUGCUGCGAAUAAGAAGAAGAGGAAGGUUAAGAGGAAGGUGUAA
Messenger RNA from Bipolaris zeicola 26-R-13, 531 nucleotides. RefSeq lists its product as uncharacterized. Gene Ontology annotation, molecular function: nucleotide binding. The coding region runs from base 1 to 531 and encodes 176 amino acids. The record is from RefSeq and is a predicted model, not a curated record. Gene Ontology annotation, cellular component: RNA polymerase III complex. Lineage: Eukaryota; Fungi; Ascomycota; Dothideomycetes; Pleosporales; Pleosporaceae. The transcript is spliced from 3 exons. Gene Ontology annotation, biological process: transcription initiation at RNA polymerase III promoter.